Molecule: messenger RNA, 1663 nt
Organism: Armigeres subalbatus
Lineage: Eukaryota; Metazoa; Arthropoda; Insecta; Diptera; Culicidae
Exons: 2
Coding region: 1-1440 (479 amino acids)
Molecular function (GO): zinc ion binding; nucleic acid binding
Source: RefSeq, a predicted model, not a curated record
AUGUCGAAGAGGAAGAAGAAGAUCUCUGCUUGCGAUCGAAAUCCGAAAGACGGAAAGCAGCGGAAAGUUAUCUCAAGCGACCGUCAGUCGAAAUCCGUAAAGGAUAUGCGAAAAGGGCUCAUCAAACGUAAGCGAAUUGAACAGCUGGAAAGAAGCUUGGAUGAAGAGAGGAAACGUAACGCUUCAUUGGUCGACGAAAUGAACAAAAUGAGAGAAGCUCAAGAACUGAACGUCGAGACAGGAAUCGGAAAACCUCAAUCGGAUGCCAGUGGAGAGCUCACUGAACGAAGUACGAUCGAAUUUGAAGGAAUCGGACCUUCCAGUACCCGGCGUGAAAAGGACACUACAGACUUUGAGGAGUCAAAAUUCAUGGCCUCCAUCAAUCAACUUUCGGUAUCUUCCAUUUGCGUGCCCGAGUGCAGACCGGCAAACGAGAAUGAAGAGAUUAGCAGACACACGUUUGAGCAAUGGCGGGACCUCCUAGUGGAUUCAAUGCAGCUUGCGGGUAUUACCGAUGAGGUCACAAAGUAUACCAUAUUUAAAGUGAAGGCUGGCCCACGCCUACUGGACAUUUAUCGGAACGCUAAGGCUGACGAAGCAGCUCCGGAUGCGGAUUUAUUCCCAUUCGCAAACGCUUUAUAUCGACUGAAAUCUUAUUUCGGAUCAGGGUCGGAUAUACUGCUACAGCGACGACGGCUUGCUUUAAUGGAGCAGAAGUCCGAUGAGUCGGAUCUAGCGUUUAUAACACGCGUUGGGACUGCAGCUAGACUUUGCGACUACGGCAAAGAGAAGGAGUUCGAAGAGAUUGUCGGUACAAUAGCGGCGCACGCUCAAAGAAGAGAAGUGCGUACGAUGGCACUAAAGCUUCUGGGUAGGAACGGCACAUUCUCCGACCUGGUAGAUAAGGUCAGAGAAUUGGAGGCCAUUCGCCUCAACGAGCAAUUUUUUUCUCAAAAUCAUGGAUCAAAUAGUGCGGCGGUCGUGGCACCUGUCAGAGCCGACUUUCCGGUGCGCGGAGGCGCUCAGCAAAGAUUUCAAGGAAGAGCAACAUACCAACGAGGUUAUCGCAGCAAUUUCGUAGGCGCCCGGCGUGGAGGAUUUCAGGGAACGUCACGACAAACAAGUGCUCGACCUGGUUUUCGAACGCAACGCAAUAACGAGACACAAGGGACAAAAUGCUGGAGGUGUAACAGCGUUUACCACGUCCCUGCAAAAUGCCAUGCUGUCAAUAAAGACUGUAGAAACUGUGGACAAUUCGGACACAUCCAAAUCGCGUGUCCUUUGCCUCCAGCGGCGGCUAUUAAGGGUUCAGCCAUACGGGAUCAAUUUGCUACUGACUCUAAUCAAAACACGAUUGCAGUGAUUGAGAAAUCAGAGGACACCACAGGGAUUCAAGAAGUAAGUGAAAAAGAUGAACACUAUGCUAAUCCACAGGAUUAAACCCUUGUUUCAGUUGAAAGGUUAUUCUGGUUACCAAUUUCUUUUGUUCUUAAUUUUUCGUAAUAUUCUUUAAUUUACGCUCUACAACAGAACUAAGUAGCUUACGAAAAAAAAAAUGAAAUAGAAUAGUAAGGUACAUCUGAAUUUCAUUGAUAUAAAUUUUGUUUGAUAUAUAUUAACUAGUUAAAAGUAUACAAAAGAGUGAAGAUUCGAAUAUGUCAUU